UUAACAGUCAAUCCUCAAAAAGAAUAUGAAUAAAUUCUUCAUUUCUUUCAAAUGACAGAACAUCUUCCAUAAAGAUUCAUCUGAAAUAAUGAAGACUCUUAAACCCAUAUGUUUUCUUGUUUUCUUCAGCUACAUUAAAUGUCAAAUUCUUCAGACAAGCUUACUACAUGCAGUACUGGAGUCUGGGAAGUCCAAUAUCAAGAUGUUGGCAGAUUCUGGAUCUGCCAUGCAGCAUCUUAGUACCCAAAAUUAUGUGGAAGAGAAUUUAAAAGACCUUACCAGCAUUAUGAUUGCUCAGUUUCUUCAGAAAGCAACUUAUGAAGAAAUACAAACUGUGGCUCAACAGUUACUAGAUCUUGUGGAAAAGUGCAAGAAUUUUAAAUCACAUGUGUCAGCCACAGAAUGUGCUCAUCAGUUGAUGACCAGCUUCCUAGAGCAUAUUUGUGACAACCAAGGAAUGCUUGCCAAACACCUGUUUACUAACUGUUGUAAUACAAAUAGCACAGCAAGGCUCAAGUGCUUCUUAUUCUAUAAAAAAGAUUAUGGAGAUCAUAAGGAUAGAUUCCAAAGUCUAAAGCCUGAGAUGAUCUGUGAAAUGGACAAAGAAAAUCAAGUGACCAUGAAGGAGAGGUACAGUUAUGAAAUUUCUAGAAGGCAUCCAUACUUAUAUGGACCCACUAUCCUGACCAUGUCUGCUUGCUACAAAACAGCUAUUCAGUCAUGUUGUCAAGAGGAAAAUAAGACCGAAUGCCUGCAGAUAAAGCUAGAACCCAUCAGAAAAUACAUUAGAGAAAUAUCUUUGAGACAUCAUCAUUUAUGUGAAAUUGGGGUUAAAUUCAACCACAAAGUAGCAAAAGCUGUGGAAUUGGUUCUGCUCACUAAAAAACAACCUAAAUCUAAUUUUUCUGAAGUUGCCAAACUGACCACUGAUGUUAAAAAUCUGCAUGAGACCUGCUGUGAAGGAAACACAGUUGCGUGUGCUCUUGGUAGGAGCCAGCUUAUGAACUACACCUGCUCUACAUGGGCUGCCCUAUCCAGCAAGAUCACUCAGUGCUGUGAACUUCCAGCGCCAUUCCGAGGGGAAUGCAUUAUCAACACAGGAAAUGGGGACAAACCUGACCUUUCAUCCCUGCCACUCAGCAGGUUUACAGAAGACCAAUUUGUAUGCCAACGAUUCACUGACAACCAAGAUGACUUUCUACAAGAGUUUCUCUAUGAAUAUUCAAGAAGACAUCCAGAGUUGGCAGUUCCAGUCAUUUUAAGAGUAGAAGCAAAAUAUAAAAAUUUACUGGAAAAAUGUUGUAAAUUAGAAAAACCUUUGGAAUGCUAUAGUCACGUGGAAGUGCUGUUCCAAAGAGUGGUACGAGAAAGCCGUGAUCAUGUGAAAAAUUACUGUGAUUUACAUGAAAAAUUGGGAGAUAGUAACUUCCAUGACAGGCUCAUGGUCCUUUACACCAAGAAAGCUCCACAACUAUCUGCUCAAGAAUUGGUUAUGUUCACAAAGAAGAUGGCAGCUGCAGCCUCCAGAUGCUGCCCACAAAGUGAUGAGCAACAGUUUUUCUGUAUUGAGGACUCAGCAAAGCUAAUUCUUGGAGCUCUGUGCAGAAGACAUGAGGUUGAGCCUAUCAAUGCUGGUGUGGGUCACUGCUGUGACAACUCAUAUGCCUUCAGGAAGCCAUGUUUUGAUGAUCUGCAAGUAGACAGAACUUACGUUUCUCCAUUUUUACCUUGUGACCAAGUCAUCAUCCUUAAAGGGGACUUGUGCAAAGCUCAGAAGGAACUCCAAAUUGAAAAGCAAAAGCUCCUCAUCAGCCUCGUGCAGCAGAAACCAUCUGCAACAGAGGCGCAGUUCCAGUCGGUACUUGUGGACUUCACGCACCUGGUGGAGAUGUGCUGCCAUGCAGAGGAAAGUGACAUGUGUUUUCAGAAAGAGGGAUCAGAAAUCCAAUAGUGAUUGCACUGAGUUUUCUGGCUCUGGGUCUUGCACGAGUUGCAGUCAAACUAGUAGAUGGGAUAAAGUUAUCUCAAGACUCGACAGAGGGUGGAAGAUCCAUUUUCAAGCUGGUCCAUUUAUGUAGCUAUUGAUGGGAGGCCUGGAUUUCUUGCUAGCUUUUGACAGAGGUGUAAGGCCUCAGUGUAAUGCCUCAUAAGGUAAGCCUUUUCCUAAGACUACUUAGACCAUGAGAGUUGUUCCCCUAGAGCAAGAGAGAGAGAGCAACAAGGAAGCCAUAGUGACUUUUUAUGAUCUAAUCUUCAAAGUCACACAUGCUUCCUUUUGCUUUCCCUUAUUAGAAGCCAGUCACUAAUUAUUUUUAAAGAGUAGAUUUUAAAUAUACUAAUCAUAAAGAAAUGAUAAGUAUGUGAAGUGUUGGAUAUAUUAAUUAACUUGAUUUAAUUAUCCCACAAUGUAUACAUAUGACAUCACAUUUAACCCUAUAAAUAUAGAAUAGCUAUUUUUCAAUUAAAAGUAAAAAAAAAAUCAGUAAGUCCAACUCAUUCACAGGUGAGGAGGAUUAGGCUGCAUCUUUUGAGAGGAAAAGUACCAAAGAUUUUAUGGAUGUAUCACAAGUUCAAGACCAGUCUGGGCAACUAAGUGAGACCCUAACCCCAAAUAAAAAUGAAACAAAUUGAAUAUUAAAAAAAAAAAUCAGAAAGGGCUAGGGA
Marmota monax (woodchuck) is the source of this 2664-nucleotide messenger RNA. Its product is annotated as alpha-fetoprotein. The coding region runs from base 89 to 1951 and encodes 620 amino acids. Gene Ontology annotation, cellular component: cytoplasm; blood microparticle. Gene Ontology annotation, biological process: transport. NCBI's taxonomy places the organism in Eukaryota, Metazoa, Chordata, Mammalia, Rodentia, Sciuridae. The transcript is spliced from 15 exons. Gene Ontology annotation, molecular function: fatty acid binding; zinc ion binding. The record is from RefSeq and is a predicted model, not a curated record.